Carassius carassius (crucian carp) is the source of this 879-nucleotide messenger RNA. Its product is annotated as FUN14 domain-containing protein 1. The record is from RefSeq and is a predicted model, not a curated record. Gene Ontology annotation, biological process: autophagy of mitochondrion. The coding region runs from base 92 to 580 and encodes 162 amino acids. Lineage: Eukaryota; Metazoa; Chordata; Actinopteri; Cypriniformes; Cyprinidae. The transcript has 5 exons. Gene Ontology annotation, cellular component: mitochondrial outer membrane.
CACUUACAAGCUAUUUUAUGAGUCCGUGGACAGUUAUCGCACGUAAACUGCGUAGGAUUUUGCGUAGAGCUGCGGCGGUUUCGAACACGCUAUGAACAGAGCCGAGCCUCAUAAAAUGGCGGAUCGCGGUGAAGAUGUAGAUGGAGAGAGCGAAGAUGAAUUUUAUGAGGUUGUUAACAUCACGGAUUAUGCCAGGAGGCAUCAGUGGUGGAGUCUUGUUUUUGGGAACAGUACAGGACCCAUCGCAGAAAAGUACUCUGUGGCUUCACAGAUCAUGAUGGGUGGAGUGACAGGAUGGUGUGCUGGUUAUCUUUUUCAGAGAGUUGGGAAAAUUGUGGCUACUGCUGUUGGAGGAGGAUUUCUUUUACUACAAAUUGCCAACCACAGUGGCUAUGUGCAGGUUGACUGGAGGAAAGUGGAAAAGGAUGUCAAUAAAGCUAAAAAGCAUUUGAAGAAAAAGGCAAAUAAAGCAGCCCCUGAGCUCAAUUCCUUUAUUGAAGACUCGACAGAAUUUGUGAAGAGGAAUAUUGUUAUCUCGGGGGGAUUUGUUGGAGGAUUUCUGCUGGGCCUGGCAUCCUAAAUGAAACCUGGAUCUACUGUAUUGCCACUGAUUUAAGUAGUUUGCACAUGAAUAUUCUCCCUUAUCUCUGUAUCGCAGCGAUACAACACUGAAACUUGAUGUAUUGUCUGAACUGUUGUUCUAAAUAUAUUCCUCCAAAAUGUUGUUCUUAACUGUACAUAGCUUAAUCAUUCUGAUGAAGAGAGAUAUAUUGUGCCAAUAACUUUAUACAAAAAUUGGUGGUGUUUUUUUGUUAUAUUUUUAUAUUAUUUUGCCUACCCUUAAUCAUAAAGACAUCAACAUGAAGUCUUUUACAUAUA